This is a messenger RNA of Durusdinium trenchii, 3884 nucleotides long. Lineage: Eukaryota; Dinophyceae; Suessiales; Symbiodiniaceae. The record is from the annotation of a GenBank genome assembly.
GAAGUUUUCAGAUCAUUUUUUUCAUGUUUUCCAAUUGGCUGUUGUGCGACCGUUUACGUUGUUCGCACUGGUCUCCCUGCCAAAAGCCAUUCGGCUCGGGCGAUGGCCGGUGGCGGGAGUUCCUACGUCGCCGCUCCCGCCGAUGGGCGACGUUGAGCUGGCGACCUGGUCGGAUGGUUAUGAGCCACUGGGCGCCGAGCUUCAGAUGAACGCUCGUGCCGUGGAAGCGUCGCAGAAUGCUUUGAGUCACGUGGGUGCUGGCGCCAGCGAGAGCAGGCGCGGCAUAUUCUCCGCCCUCUCCCAGCUCACCUGCAAGGAGGUAGGUCUUGGGUUCUUGGCCUUUCUGCAUGACUUGUGGGCUGCGGGCGCCCGUUGCAUCUUCUUCGACCUCACCUAUAUGCAUGUGUGGUCCAAGUUCUUGGCAUUUCUGUGCUUUCUGAACGCUACCCUGCUGCUGGGAGAAGAGAGCUUCUACAGCUUCAUGUCACAGUUGCCAUCGUCGUCAAGCUGUUUGCUGAACCAUCGGGUGGGCUACUGCGAUGCCAAUGGCAUCAACCUCUUUCACGAGUCGGUGCGGGUUCAGGUGGUGUUGAGCCCGGUGGAGUCGCAGAGCCUCCAGUUGGAAUCCCCAAGCCUGUGGACCCUCUCGCUGGUCCUGGUGGUGGCUUUUGCCAACUCCCGCUACGUCACCAAGUUGCAGGCCUUCCUCGUGUGGCCUCUGGCCUUGCUGGGCUUACUGCUGUGCAGCGUGCACGCAGCGCGCACGCUGGUCGACCUGGGCAACUGUCGUGCCAUCUCCGAGCACCAUCCAGUCACGUGGUUGGCCGCUGCCCCGCUGGGCAACAGGUCUGCGCCCUCCGCUGCUGCGGAGCGUGUGGCCGAGUACUGCUGGGUUCCUCCGCUGCCCAACCUGCACGGCCCGAGCGCGGCACGCGCGGGCGCAAUGGUGGAGAAGGAGCCUGUGGCCGACUUUCUCUCGCGGCAGGGCAUUGACAUCAAUAUGACUCUUCUGAUCCGGGACGUGUGGAUCACCUGGAUGGAGUCUGCCACCUUCAGCUUCCGCUUUGAGAAUCACACGAAGGUCUCCUCCUACUGCGAGGUGCUUCAGAUGCCCACGAUGUCCCACUGCCUGCGCUGGAUGAACAGCAGCGAGUUGGGCAACUCGAUCAGCUGUCAUGGGCCCAGCCUGGAUGAUGUCCUUGCACUGCAAGCGAGCGGCGCAGAAUUGGAAAGCCUGGCGGAAGCCGGGCGCUCGCCCCACUUGUCGGAUCGGCAGCGGCUGCAGCAGUUGCUUCGGAUCAGCGAGUCUUGGCAGCUGAAGCUGCUGCAGAGCCGCGGCUGCCGCGCGCGGAUCAGUGGUCAGAAUUUCGCUCUGCGCCCACCAAGCUUAGGCGAAGACGUGCCUGGGGGCGAGAAAGCCUUGGAACGGCACUUGCUGCUGCUGGCUCAGCACAUGUGGGAGACAGAGGUCCUGGAUGAUCUGCUGCAUUUGCACUACAAGGUUCCAGGCGUCUCCGUUGCCGCGCGGCCUUCGGCCGUGGAGCUCCAUGGCACCCAGGAGAGCUAUCUGCAGCCGAGCUUCGUAGGCUGCGUGGCCCGCAUCUUCCACGGCUGCGCUGAAAGGGUGGCGUCGGCCACCCUGACGCACUUCCGGAGUCUCUGCCAGGCCACCUGCGCUCUGCUGAUGUUCUUGGGGUAUGUGAGAAUGCUGGCCAUCCGCAUUGGUUGCUUCCGAUGGUGUCGGGAGCAUUGGCCAUCGCCGGAACCUGAUUCCACUCGCCUUUACCACUUCUACCAGUGCAUGCAGAGGCUGAAAGAGAGGGUUCAGCAAGCUCUGGGGUUUCUGAACACGCGUGUGGGAGUGGGGCUUUUGAUGGCCUCGCUUCUACAGGUGGGCUUCACCGUUCUGGCCAACGAGCUUGCGAUGGGCUGGAUCUCAGAGGGCAACGGCGUGCGGAUGGCCGAAUGGAUGAAGCUAUACCCUUUGUCGAUGAUCGACGGGCUGAUGAUCCUAUCGAUUUGGCUUCAGCUCGCGGUCUUUCUCCUUGCGGUGUGCUACAACUGCAUCCUCCAUGUUCAUCUGCGUUCCCAGAUCUUAGCCCUGCCGCGCCAUGUGCUUUUUGGCCCCGAGCGGGUGAUCCCAGAGUCAUACCAAGGGCCGGACUUGAAUGAGUUGAAGCGCAUGGGCAAAACCAGUCUGGUGUAUGCCAUGUACUUCCCUGGCAUUGUUUUCUGGCACUUCUUCUAUGCUUCUUGGAUCCUGGUCUUGGUGUUCUCCUUUGCCCUGGGCUGCUUGAUCCUCGUGGGCCAGCCGGGAGAAGUGCGCAGCGUCCACGCGCAACGGAUCUGGCCUGUGCUGACUUAUGGCGCGUUUUUGGGCACAGUGCUGCUGGCACACUUUGUUACGAGGCUCUUCACUCAGCGGUGUUUGCUUCAUCAGCACGGGCAAGGCAUCCGCAUCAGAUGUCUAUGCCUUUUCACCUGGUAUGAGGUGAUGCUCUUCCUGUUGUCCUUUGCUGUGGGGCCGACCGCGGCACUGUGGGAUUACCUGAAAGGCUUCAUUUGCACUGUCCUGGCCUCUUUGGUGAUUCAGAAGCCCAACUUCACCCAGUUUGGAGAGCUCUCGGACUAUGUCUACUGCACCUACUGCGCUGCUCUCUUGUUGGAGCGCAUGGACCGAGACCGGAAGGAUGACUCUCCCAGGCACCGCCAGCAUGAAGCUGAGCUGCACAGCUGUCAGGACCUGCAGCAGAACUGUGACCGUUGGGACUCCAAAGAUGAGCCCAGCUUGCUUGAUAGCAGUUACGAGUCCAAAGUGGCUUGCUUACGACGCACCGUCGUGUUCUGGCUCCUGUUCUUAGGCGUCCCCCUGGCCGCAGCGGCCACGGUGGGCCGAGCUAGCUACGUACUUGGCUACAGCUGCCCCAAGUUUCUAAAGGCGGUUUUGCCCUUCAGCAAGUGUGCGUCCGAGAUGAAAAAGGACGUGUGCUGUCCUUGGCGCUGGGCCGAGUUUUAUUGUUGGGCGGGACAGGUGUUUUGGGGGCGGAUCCAUCGAGGUGGUGAAGGAGCAAGCCGCGGCCGAACGAGGGUCAUCCCAGUUCCAUGGCCAGGUAUCACCAGGGCAGCUCCGUCUCGCCAGGCCGUCUCGCCAGAACCUCCAUCUCGCCAGGCCGUCCCCGAGGAGAUGACCAGCCAUGUGACCAGCCCAGACUCGAUUGACUGGCGGAAGCUCCGUCGACCACCGUGAAACCACGUGGCGGAUCGAUGCCCCGUGGUCUUUCGGUGUUUGGAAAGCUCCGUUUCACGUCGUAGCUCCCAAAGACCUUCGAAAGGAAUCACUUGGGCUAGUUAGUUCAUUGCAGCGCAUGAUCAAGGAUGGAAUGCCCGCACCAAUCCUCGCGGAUCCCCCGAAUCUCUCUAUUCCAAUGCACGCCCAGAAAGAUGGGUUACAAGGUGUUUGUUGGUGCAUGUCGGGGAUGGCUUGUGGAGGCUUCCCUGAGCCGAGCACCAUUGUUUCUUUGCAGUGGCCAAUGGUCAGGUCACAAGACGACGUGUGGUGUUGUACUAGCUGGUACUCAGGAAGUAUUCCCCAUUAAACAGGGAUCAAUGUUCCCCAACCUCCCGGCAGUGUAGGAUUUCUUCCACUUGCUCUUCGUUUCACCGCAUGGUUUCAGUCUUGGCCACACUCAAUCGCAUGUAGAGAUUACAAGAAGAUGGAACGCUCAUCGCCUGCUUUGGAUGUCCCAUUAGUUGAAUUGGCUUGACACCUCCUCACCUUGCCAGCAACAUCUUGGCACCAGUGCCAGCAGCAAACAAAAGAAGGGGACGUCCCAACGAAGAGAGGGCAUUGAUGGGAUCUCCAAUGCACGAACGGGUCACGUCAC